ACUUGCGAUCCAAGUGCAUUUGUUUACCAACAAAUAGUUUAGUUUUCGUGAAAUCUUAUUUAAUUUUUGAGUCAUGGGCGAGUUCGGCAACCGGCUGGGGCUCGACGAGCUGGCGGGGGGCGCCGCCGCCAUCAGCAAGGCGCUGCUGGCUGAGUUCAUCGGCAACUUGCUGCUAAACCUGUUUGGAUGCGGCUCGUGCGUAAACAUAGCGCAGGGCACGGCCGCCGCGCCCGACAUCGUGCUCAUCGCCCUCACCUUCGGUCUCACCAUCUUUGCUGCUGUCUCUGCGAUAGGCCACGUGUCGGGCGGGCACCUGAACCCAGCCGUCACCGCCGGCAUGCUGUCGGUGGGCCGCAUCAAGCCAAUCAGAGCCGUCCUCUACGUGAUCGCCCAAUGCGCGGGCGCCGCCGCCGGCUCGGGGCUCCUCAAGGCCAUGACGCCGGAGCGCGCGGCCGGCAAGCUCGGCGUCACUGGGCUGGGGACUGAGGUCACGCAGAUGAAGGGAUUCGGCAUCGAGUUCUUCCUCGGCUUCGUGCUCAUCUUCGUUGUUUGUGGGGUGUGCGACCCCAACAAGCCGGACUCCAAGCCGACGGCGCCGCUGGCCAUCGGGCUGACGGUGACGCUGGGCCACCUGCUGGCCGUGGACUACACCGGCUCCGCCAUGAACCCCGCGCGCUCCUUCGGAUCAGCACUCGUGGCUAAUGACUGGGCUGACCACUGGGUGUACUGGGGAGGUCCGAUCCUGGGCGGGGUGGCGGCCGCGCUGCUGUACGUGCACGGGUUCUCCGCGCCGCCCGUCGACGCCGCCGCCGCGCCGCCGCGCUACCGGCCCGUCGCUGUCGAUGAUAAGGAGCUGAAGCGUUUGGACGGUAAGGCGGACGAUCUUGCUUGAAGUCGCGAGUUCGGGCGGCGACCGCUACGCCACGCGUCGCCCCCCUUGCGGCCGGUUGGAGAACUAAACGGCGACUACAGCGCCGCCACCUGGCCUGCGGCGGCUAUGUCCAACUUUGCCGGCGUCAACUACCCCAGCGAAACAGUUGAAAGCUACUCAUUACCCAACCGACAAGCUAGGCGAUACUUAUAAGGGCUGAUUCUCACUUUCUAAGUACAACACUGUCUAUAUCUCGUAGUCCGGAACGGAUCUUUAGCUGUGGAAUGAAUCUACAUAGACGAUGAGUUCUCUGAUUUAGAUAUACAUAUUUUUUACUUACCCAGUGUAAGUUUAAAAUUCAUGUCCUUGAAUCAUUUGUAGUUUUUCGGAGUCUACGCGGCUGGAGAAUCGUUAUACAUUCUGCUGACUCGGUCUUAUUACGAAACGAUCAUGAAAACUAUUCUAAACUGGAUGAAAUGUAGUACUAUUUAUGAGUAACUUUAUCUUUUGACAAACAGCGACUAUAUCGUCUUCGUCUCUGUUGCAUAAUGAACAAAUUUUAAUUAUAGAACCUAAGGAUACGAGUCCAGUGUAUUUAUUGUUUAAUAAGAUUAAUAUUUCGAGAGAUUUGUAUACGAGACUUUAAUUAAAUCUAAGAUUUUAGAUUCACUAGGAUUACUCUCCAACAAUAUAGUAUUUAUCUUCACUGCGAAUCACCUAAUUUGAUGUAAAUAAAUAAUCUAAACUAUUAUUGCACAUUUACAAAAUUAUAUUAAUAACUUUCUAUACAAGUGUGUUGGUGAAGUAUAAUUGUAAGUUCGACAUUUAUUGCAAGGAUCAAGAAACUGUUCGCAUCUAUGUAUUUCCAUUUACAAAAAUAUAUUACUUAUUGGUUUUACAAAUUAUUAUCUGGGUCUUUGCAACGAAUGAGGAGUAUAAAAGAUGUAGAAUGAUUGCAAUUCUAUAAUUUAUAAUAAUAUACAUAGCAAGUAAGAAAAUACAUUUUCUUUAUGUAAAAA
Molecule: messenger RNA, 1890 nt
Organism: Plutella xylostella (diamondback moth)
Lineage: Eukaryota; Metazoa; Arthropoda; Insecta; Lepidoptera; Plutellidae
Gene: Prip
Product: aquaporin prip
Biological process (GO): transmembrane transport
Cellular component (GO): plasma membrane
Molecular function (GO): channel activity
Source: RefSeq, a predicted model, not a curated record